Molecule: messenger RNA, 810 nt
Organism: Synchytrium microbalum
Lineage: Eukaryota; Fungi; Chytridiomycota; Chytridiomycetes; Synchytriales; Synchytriaceae
Exons: 4
Coding region: 1-810 (269 amino acids)
Biological process (GO): ubiquitin-dependent protein catabolic process
Cellular component (GO): endoplasmic reticulum
Molecular function (GO): ubiquitin-like protein conjugating enzyme binding; ubiquitin protein ligase activity
Source: RefSeq, a predicted model, not a curated record
AUGGAGCAUAUGCCUGGAGGCUGGAUACCGCAUGAUCGAAGAGACCAACAAACUAGGAGUCCUCCCUUGUCUAAUCCGAUAAAUCCCACUCCUGCUGCAACUUCAAGACCCUCAACCGAAUCCUUAAACUUGCCACCACGGACAUCUUCCACUUCAUAUUCAUUUGACUCCAGUGCUCUACGGCAGAGGAGGGUACAGCGUGAAACUAUCAAUAGGCCGUCAACCUCCUGGUUAUGGGGCAACUCUUCCACAUCAACAUCAGGUGUUUCGCCAAAGAAACCCACUGCAAGCACUAGCAGCAGCAGUAGCAGUAGUGGCAGUAGUAGAGCUCCUGCUGAAGAUGACGAACCCCCAUUUUGUUGCAAUAUCUGUUUAGACACUGCGUCCGACGCUGUUGUCACUAUGUGCGGACACUUAUAUUGUUGGCAAUGCAUUCAUAAAUGGUUUACAAGUGGAAAUCCUGCGGCUGCAACAUGCCCCGUAUGCAAGUCUAUUGCUUCAAAGGAAAAGUGCAUACCAAUAUAUGCCCAUGGACGAGAAUCUAAAGAUCCUCGCACAGGUGAUGUGCCUGAUCGACCUAGUGGUGUAAGGGAAGAAGCUCCACAACGCAGGAGAAAUGGUGAUAGCAUAUUUGGAAACGCUAGAGUCUCGUUCGGCCCCUUCCCUGGGAUGUUUGGAUUUCAAUUCGAUAUGGGAGGACCACCUAUGGGACAACAGCAGCAACAAACUCCAGCGGAACAACAACAGUUUAUGGCAAAGAUCUUCUUUGUCGCUCUUUUUGUUUUGAUAUGGGCUUGGAUGUUGCCUUGA